AUUGGACUACAGGAAACUAGAGGUUGGGGGCUGGGCAAAAUCAAAGAAAAAGCAGCUAUGGCAACACCAGCGCUUGAGGCUUGAAGAGGGAGUCGAGCUGAAAGAGAGUGGGAAGAGAAAGAGUUUCUCCGCUUAUAGCAGGAGUUUUUAACCUGUGGUAUAAUUUUUCUCACAGAAGAAUACUCAGUUACUCAUGAUGGCAUUUGCACCUCCAAAAAGCAUGGAUGGUCCCAAAAUGCAGACAAAGAUGAGUACCUGGACACCCUUAAACCACCAACUUUUGAAUGACCAGGUAUUUGAAGAAAGAAGAGCUCUGCUUGGAAAAUGGUUUGACAAAUGGACAGACUCUCAAAGGAGAAGAAUCCUGACGGGCCUGUUUGAACGCUGCUCCCUGUCACAGCAAAAGUUCUGCUGUCGAAAGCUUCAGGAAAAAAUUCCAGCAGAAGCGCUGGAUUUUACUACCAAGCUUCCAAGGGUGUUAUCCUUAUACAUCUUUUCUUUCCUGGACCCCCGAAGCCUUUGUCGUUGUGCACAGGUGAGCUGGCACUGGAAGACCUUAACAGAACUGGAUCAGCUCUGGAUGCUCAAAUGUUUACGGUUUAACUGGUACAUCAAUUUCUCUCCAACUCCCUUUGAGCAGGGAAUAUGGAAGAAGCACUAUAUUCAAAUGGUGAAAGAACUUCACAUUACCAAGCCUAAGACACCUCCAAAAGAUGGGUUUGUGAUUGCCGAUGUUCAGCCAGUUACAGGCAGUUCUCCAGAGGGAAAGCAGUCUCCUUCAUCAACCUUCCGACCUUCUUCUUCUUUAAGAAAGAAGAAUCACCCAGGGGAGAAAGAACUCCCACCCUGGCGAUCCUCUGACAAGCAUCCUACUGAUAUCAUUCGCUUCAAUUACCUGGACAAUUGUGACCCUAUUGAGCAGAUUUGGCGAGGAAGGAAGAAAAGACAUGAAAGGACCCCAGAUUCCAGCCGGCAGACACAUGAUAAGAAGAAUAAAUUGCAGGACAGAUCUAAGCUGAGAAAAGCACAGUCGCUGCUAUCCCUAAAUGCAGAACCCAGCUCCCCUCUGCAAGUUCGAGCCCGUCGGGCCUGGCCUCCCCACCAGGGGGUGGGGCUCCCCGCCAAAGAGGCGGCCGCAGUGCCAGCUCUCGCGCAGCUUCUUCAGAGACACUCUGGCCUUCGGUCGCUACCCAUCCAGGCUCCGGAACUGAAGCUGAUUUAAAGAUGUGAAAAGAUCUGUAUAGGAAUGACAAGAGGCUCCACACCUUGGAGCGUCGGAUGUUAUGUGGCUCCUCUGUUAGAAACUGUCGGUUUAGGUACCUUAUUGUGAAAGUGAGUUCUACAGUGUUUAGCAAAAGGUAUU
Messenger RNA from Phyllostomus hastatus (greater spear-nosed bat), 1363 nucleotides. RefSeq names its product F-box protein 16 (gene FBXO16). NCBI's taxonomy places the organism in Eukaryota, Metazoa, Chordata, Mammalia, Chiroptera, Phyllostomidae. The record is from RefSeq and is a predicted model, not a curated record. Gene Ontology annotation, molecular function: protein binding. The coding region runs from base 194 to 1222 and encodes 342 amino acids. The transcript is spliced from 9 exons.